Molecule: messenger RNA, 1176 nt
Organism: Lithohypha guttulata
Lineage: Eukaryota; Fungi; Ascomycota; Eurotiomycetes; Chaetothyriales; Trichomeriaceae
Exons: 1
Coding region: 1-1176 (391 amino acids)
Source: RefSeq, a predicted model, not a curated record
AUGUCUAACACCAACGCUCAGAAUUCCCUGCUCGCUCGUCAUCGCCAACUCAGCCCCACCGCUGCCGUACGCGUCUCACCACUCUGUCUUGGUAGCAUGACCUUUGGUGACAAACAAAAAGAGCGCUAUGGCGAGUGCAGCAAAGAUGCCGCCUAUGCAAUUCUUGACCAUUUCUACAAAAAUGGCGGCAACUUCAUCGACACUGCGAACGUGUACCAAGCUGGUCAAUCAGAAGAGUGGCUUGGCGAAUGGAUGGCCGCACGCGGGAACCGGGACGAAUUGGUAAUUGCGACGAAGUAUGCUAAUGUGUCCCCAUCUACUGUUGACGGCUACGAGCCCAAGACCAAGAGCAACUUAGGCGGUACUGGUACGAAGUCGAUGAAACUGGCUCUAGAAGGCUCCCUGAAACGAUUGAAAACGGAUUACGUGGACCUGUACUACGUACAUUAUUGGGACUUUACAGUCAGCAUCCCAGAGCUGAUGCAUAGUUUGAACGAUUUGGUAGCCCAGGGUAAAGUUCUGUACUUAGGUAUAUCGGAUACCCCGGCUUGGGUUGUCAGCAAGGCCAAUCAGUAUGCCAGGGAUCACGGUUUGAGGCAAUUUGUGGUCUACCAAGGAAUGUGGAAUGCAACAAUGAGAGACUUUGAGAGGGACAUCAUUCCGAUGUGUCAAGCUGAGGGUAUGGGCUUGGCUCCCUAUGGCGUCUUGAAUCAGGGACGAUUCCAGACCAAGAAAGGGUUCGAAGAGCGUGAGAAGAAGAAGGAGGGCAGAAAUCUCAUCCCUACGAGCGAAAGAGACAAGUCUGUCAGUGUGGUACUCGAGAAGAUUGCCGAGAAGAAGGGUGAACAGACGACCUUGUUGAACGUCGCGCUGGCGUAUGUGAUGCAGAAGUGUCCCUAUGUGUUUCCGAUUGUUGGCCAGCGCAAAGUUGAGCACUUACAGGGGUCGAUGAAUAGUAUUGGAGUGCUUUUGACAGAAGAAGAGGUUGCGCAGGUCGAAGGGGCGUAUGAAUUCGACGCCGGAUUCCCACAUACCUUUUUGAGUGGUACAAUGUUUGCUGGAGCGGAUGCAAGGCAGACAGGUGCGAGUCAUGCAAGUGAGGUGUCGUUGGCGAAGAGUUGUGGUGAGUUCGAUUAUGUUCAGCCACCAAAGGCUAUUCGACCAGCUGGAACAUGA